Messenger RNA from Gossypium raimondii (Peruvian cotton), 1583 nucleotides. RefSeq lists its product as uncharacterized. The record is from RefSeq and is a predicted model, not a curated record. Gene Ontology annotation, molecular function: protein binding; tRNA (guanine(46)-N7)-methyltransferase activity. The transcript has 10 exons. The coding region runs from base 67 to 1425 and encodes 452 amino acids. Gene Ontology annotation, cellular component: tRNA methyltransferase complex; cytosol; nucleus. Gene Ontology annotation, biological process: RNA (guanine-N7)-methylation. NCBI's taxonomy places the organism in Eukaryota, Viridiplantae, Streptophyta, Magnoliopsida, Malvales, Malvaceae.
CUGGGAACCUUAAACCGUUUAGCCGGCAUUAACUAAAACCCUAAAAGAAAAACAAGAAACCUUUCAAUGGAAGGAGCACAAAUGGAGGAUUUUCGGAUCGAAGAGUGUGAAAAUGAAAACAAUACACACGAAGAUUCUCAAAUGGAAGAACCUGAGCAAAACAAUAAACACAUGGAGGUCGCACCCGCCCUUAUUUCCGUCCACCCGACCCGGAACUCAGUUGCAGUCGCUGUCGGAUCGGACCUUCGUGUCUUCAAUCUCCUGGAAGAUUGUGCUGUGAUUUUGGUGGAUGAGGCAGGCGGGGCUUCACAUAAUGAUUCAAUUAGAGGUAUUAAAUAUGGAGCAAAUGGGAAACUCUUUGUAUCUGCUGGAGAUGACAAGCUUGUCAAGGUUUGGUCUACCGAGUCUUGGCGCUGUAUUGCUACUGUGUGUUCUGAGAAGAGAGUGAGUGCAGUUGCUAUAAGCAAUGAUGGUCUUCAUGUUUGUUUUGCUGACAAAUUUGGAGUGGUUUGGGUAGUGGAUCUUCCAGGGGUUGAUGAAACUCAAGCUCCUCUUAACAAGAAGGCGGUGCCAUUGCUUGCUCAUUAUUGUAGUAUCAUUACUAGCCUGGAGUUUUCACCUGAUGGACAUUUUAUUGUCAGUGCUGACAGAGAUUUUAAAAUUCGUGUUACAGUGUUUCCCAAGAAGCCAUUAGAUGGAGCUCAUGAGGUUCAAAGCUUUUGUCUUGGUCAUACGGAAUUUGUUUCCUGCCUUGCCUUCAUUUGCACUCCAGAUUCUCCGCAGGGUAUUCUUGUUUCUGGUGGUGGUGAUUCCACUGUUCGCAUGUGGGAUAUUAUAUCUGGAUCCCUCCUUGAUACUUGUGCAGUUGGUGCAAAGGCUCAGUUUGAGUCUGAUACUACAGAAGGAAACUGUUCAACUGUUACUGACAUAUGCACGAUUCCCGCUUGUACCCUUAUUGCAGUAGCCAUUCAAAGUCUGCGAGGAAUAAUGUUGUUGAGCUGCGACCUUUCAUCUCGGACUCUUUCUGUUAUGAAGGUGGUCUCGAUCAUUGGGGAGAAUUUCGUUCCUACUAGCCUUGGUAGUAGUAUAUCUGGAGGAUUGUUAUGGAUGGUAACAGGUGCCUCUAAGUUGCGAGGUUCUGACGUUUCAUCUUUGUCUCGAGUGAAAGUCAUCUCUGGUUUUGAGAAAAGCAGUCCCGACGCUUCGGAGCAGGAACCAGCUGUGUUGGUGGAUAGUGAAAUACCCGGUGGAGCUAAACUGCUAGAGAAGUUGCAGGGAAGCAUUUCAGUUGAUGAAAAGGUGUUCUUGGCGGCGGCGGAUGCUGUAAAAACAGCAAUGUGCAAUUUGUUAAUUAAGAAGCAAUAUUCUGAUGAGAAACGAGAGUUCAGAAAGCGAACAAGAAAUGAUAGGAAAAGCAAGCAUUGAUUCAGUGUAUUGAUUGACAAUGUUGGUACAUGUAACAUUAGUUAUAUGGGAAUCUCCCAGCAUUGAUUCAGUGUAUUGAUUGACAAUGUUGGUACAUGUAACAUUAGUUAUAUGGGAAUCUCCCAAUCUAUUUAAGGCAUUGCAAAAACUCUCCAUUA